AUGUCUGCAUCGACUGUUCCUCGCCGCCACGCUGAGAGCCUCGAGCUCAAUCACCAAGACCGGAACACCGCUCCACCAGAGUUGCGCUCUGAGCUGAAGGGAGAGAUGGAAGUCGUUAUCAAUCCGGCAAAAGGUAAAAGAACCCUCACCUGUCUUGGGAUUCUUUAAUAACGUCCCAGAGCCCACCACAGGCGAGAAGCGCAAGCGUGACGCCAACGAAGACGACCACGCCUCCUCCCGUAGCUCAUCACAAACCACCCAGCCCUUCCACCACACCCCAUCGUCCUCCCCAAACUACUUCUCCCUGGAAGACUUCAACAAGCGCUGGGAGACCGACUACCUCUCCCUCCGCUCCCACCAGAAUCUCAACCGUAUCCUCUACAGUUGCGGCUUCGGCGCCUACGGCUCUCCGAUCGAGGAUCCCCCGGAGGAAGAAUGCUUCCCGUACGAAGUCCACGCAGAGGUUCUCCAGGCCAAACUCAAGCACACCCGUCUCUUCACCGAUCUGCACGGCGUGUAUCCCGUGAAGUUCGAGAGUCAGGACUGCGAGCCGUUCUCGGAGAUCAACCUCGCUCAGGCGCACGAGGACGAGAAGGCCAGCAAGGCUGGAUAUCUGAGGGCGAUUCGUCACCGCAUGCGCGUCAAGGCUCUCACGGGCCACGAGAUGGCAUGGCCGAAGCCCAAGGAGUGGUGGGCUUUCCGGGGCUCGGAUAUGACGAGAGGGGAGUUCGAGGAGAUUCAGGAUGAGAUUGAGCAGGACAUGCAUGUUGCGGCUGGAGAUUGGGAGGCUUACCAUGGCAAGGAGAAGCCGGAGGAUCGUGCAAUCAUGGGAUGGAGGGCUUGA
Lecanosticta acicola is the source of this 844-nucleotide messenger RNA. NCBI's taxonomy places the organism in Eukaryota, Fungi, Ascomycota, Dothideomycetes, Mycosphaerellales, Mycosphaerellaceae. The record is from the annotation of a GenBank genome assembly.